CCACACACAGCUACAGAGUGACACACGUCCGAACGUUGACACGUACAUACACACGCACACACACACACACACACACACAUAAAUACAUACAUACAUACAUACGCGCGCGCGCGCACACACACACACUUACACACGCACAGACACACACGCUGUUUUAGUGUCCGGUUCGUCGGUCAACGUGCGUUAUGAAGCGCGCGCCUGGAUAACAACCUGUGUGGGUUUUUUUUUUUUUUUUUUUUUCUUUUUUUGGGGGGGGGCGGAAAGUGUCAUUUCAAGCUUGUCUUUUUCUUCUUCCCCGGGUUGAAUUGGAUUUUACUUAUAAUGGUUUUGGAUAUGCACGAACGGGAUGAAGAGAAGUCCUUUCCUGCCCGCCGAAGUAAGAUAAAAUAGGGUUUCAUUCACAGCGGACUUAAUCCUCUCGUUCCCUAUGAAGAAGUCAAAAAUUUGGAUACGUACCUGUGUCCAUUUGUUGCUUUACAUCACAGUUGCUGCCUAUUCGAGUGAAAUCGGAAAUCCCAUAACAGAUGACAUCAAGAAAAUUUCAUUACUGAAACAGAAUAUUCCGAAAGACUACAAGAUCACUGUACAAUAUUUGCCUAAAGAAGUGAGUGGUAUGUGCUGGGUGAAGCUCAACGUAUUCCACUUGGAGGAGAGCUUAAAAGACCUGUCCCAGAAGUUUGGGAAUAUUUCCUCCAACAAAGAUUACAUAGAAACGUUUGUCCAAAUGUUGAAAGAGAUGCGAUAUAUCAUUGGACAUGACUUGGAGAAUUCCAUGCUGGAGUUUCAGUGCCACUACAGAGAGGAGAAAUGGCUCACGCCACGCUAUUUCAAAUUUGUAGAAGACUUUUUCAACACAGCCAAUUCUUCGAGAGAAGUAGAAGACUGCGAACCUCCACCAUGCCCAACGACGAUUAAAACGAAAGUAACGACAACUACAGCAACAGCGGCGCCGACACAGCAACAUUCGCAAGGCGGUAGCUCAUCUAUUGAGAACACAAACCAAAGCGAAGGCUUCAUGAAGCCGAUGACCUUUCCACCAAUUGUGAAGAGGAGUCUCUUUUCGCUCCUUUUCAUUCCCGCCGUCGUUGCCGUGUUGCUGCUCGUCUGGAAGGUGAAAUCUAGAAGAAACACCCCAUCGGCGCAGAGUAGUACAGAAGCCCCGCCGCUGUUUAUCGGAGCCGAGCCCAGCGCACCACCCUUAGAUGAUGAAAUAUCUGAAAACAAACGAUUAAACAUCUGCACAGUGUAACUCAAUCUGAUUGUCUGCAUCACCACCGAUUGUACAGCAGACGAAAAGGCAGCAACUCGAGAUCCACACAUGCAACUUCCUAUUCUCUCAGCUAUGAGGGACAAGUACUGAUCUCCAACGAAGAACUGAAGAGUUACGAUGAUGUUUCUUAGAACAAUGGUCAGACCUUUUCUGUGGUAGGAGGGUGGAGGAGGAGGAGGAGGAGGGGUGUUUGUGAUCGUUGUUCCUUCAGAGGAUUGAUGGCUUAUCGAUGGCUUGACUGUGAUCCAUGCAUGGAGAUCGUACAGGAGGAAAGUGGUGCAAAUAACCCCCCCGUCAGAUCCACCUGAAGAGUGUUAGUUCUGGUUUUGAUGUGAACAGAACGAGCCGGAUCGAACGCGAAGAAGAACGGAAGGCAGAACCGACUACAUCUCGUCCUCUUCCCUCCUGUUUCUUGUUUUGUAGAGUCCUCUCGCUCUUUGCGUCUGAGCUUUGGGCAUCCUACUUGUUCUAAUCCAUAACAGCAAAAAAAUUAUUCUUGUUGUAUCAUCUGAAUUGUGUAUCGUUGUAUUAAUGUCGCUUAACUGGUGGUAUGGACUUAAUUUAUUUAUUUGUUUCUCAGAAUGUUAUAAAAGUGAAAGAUUUUUAUUUUUUAAUUUUUUUGCUGCUCCUUCAUGAGUAGUGAAUGAGAUGAUCGUAGAAGUGCUACGCUUGAAUCCCGUGCUACUUAAACUGCAGUUGUCACACUAAUGCUAGGCCUCGGGCCAUUUAAUUAUUAUCUAAUCUUUCUUACUUUUAAAACCUGUUCACUCCAUUUACAGAAUUCAUUACAGAUGCAUCAGCUAGCCUUACAAGAGUCACAUUGUUGUGAAUCAUGAGUUCAACCCAAGAUUCACUUCAACUUUCAAUUCAGUUUCACACACUAGUGUGAUAUUUUAAAUAUCAUAGAUAAACUUUAAUGGCUGCCAGUCUUACAGGACAAUCAACAUAUUGAUCAACAUAUUCUGUUUCCUAAUAGUUUAUAAUUUAUGUUAUUACAUUUUAAUAAAUGUUAUUAAUAGCUGAUCCAGUUCUCAAAAAAAACAAGGCAUGUGUAUAUUUCUGCGCCACAAAAACUAAAUGCAGAAGUAAUUUACAUUUUUUACUAUAGUUCAAUAUCACAUGCAGCUGUAUCUUUUCGCUCGGAACAUUUCACAAAAGGCCAUGUAUCUGAUAUCUUAAAUUAGGAUUUAACUUUUUUAAUCCUGUGCCUUUUGUUAAAGCAAGUCCCAAUUACACUGAUCCUGGAGAGUCUGUGUGUACGUGUGCAUGAGCGUGCGAUAGCAGAGCAUUCAUUAAAACACUGUGUAACACUUAACAUCAAGGUUCCCUUAACUAAUACUAAUCAAAUCAAAUCAGUGAGUCAAAUCAUUUGGUUCACCAAGGACCACAAGUCGAAUCUUUCGAGUCCCAGACAACCAUUUUGUUCUAAUCCAGACCAUAUAUAUAUAUAUAUAUAUAUAUUCUCCAUCUAUAAGACUAAUAGUAGGUACAACGUGAAUUAUACAAUGUUUGUUAAAUGCACAUUGAGUUUUACUUGUGGGUGGAGUAAGGCAUGAGUAAGGACUAGGGCUGCAACUAACGAUUAUUUUUAUAGUCACUUAUUUCUUUGAUUAAUUGAUUAGUUGGAUUAAAAGGCCAUUUUUUAUUUUCUGUAUUUUUUCGAGAGAAAAAAAACAUUAUUUCACAUUCUGCCCAAUGUUGUCCUUCAAACAUUGUGCAAAUUGAAGGUUAUAAAAAAGGUAUUAAAUGUAUCUAUGUGGGCUAAGCUAUACAUUGUGCAAAGGAUUUUAUAUAUAUAUAUAUAUAUAUAUAUAUAUAUAUAUAUAUAUAUAUAUUAACAUUAUAUUUUGAUAACAAAAAAACAACUGAUUGUCCACAAGCUUUAAAGCAGAAGUUAAAUCACUAUAUUAAAAUGGUAAAAAAGAAAAGCAAAAGCACAAACUAAGUACUAACUGGUAAGAGAUGUUCUGCAGUAACACACACAUUCACUCAUCUGAACAUAGUAACAUGUUACUUUAUUCUGUAAAUGUAUGACAUUUCUUACAUUUAUAUACAAUUACAUGUUAUAAACCCAUUACAGUUACUGCUCUCAUAAAAACACCAUUACUUUUGUUUCUAAAUAUCGCUAAAUAUAGAUCAACAUAUUUGAUCAAAAUGAAUAUUUUAGUCAGAGUUAUUGUGCUUCCUUUCUAUUGCACGCUGUUUGAGUGAGGUUUAACGGAGACUCGCUUGCUGUCAGGACGAGCAUUUUUGUCAAAUGGAAAUACUGACGUGAAUUUCUAACAUUUACAGAUAAGGAUAUAAAUGUAAAAAUGUAAUUUCUCCUCUGAAGAAAACAUGUCUGGAACACAUUAAACAGCACACACAUCUGCCACAGCAUCUGACACGACAAGCCACGUUAAUACACUUACGGGUUUGUUUGAAGUGCUUAAUAUAAAACAUUCUCAUGUUUUGGACGAUCUGGAUUGUGCACUUUUCCCGCAGCAGCUCACUCUGUGACCUCCGCUAUUUCUCAGAUGUGCGCAGAAAUGCGUUUUACACCAUUUCACCAUUGUGAAGUGACGUCACAGACCCAAUUAAUCCAUAAUGAAAUUUGGUGUCAAUUAAUUUAAUGAUCAAUUAUUGUCGAUUUUAUCGUUUUUUUUUUUGUUGCAGCCCUAGUAAGGACUAAAAAAAAAACUCGGGGGGGAUAUGCUCUUUCAGGAAAAAUAAUCAACAAAAUUGCAGAAAGUUAAUCAUUUUCCUUUUACAUCACCUCCAAAAAUGUUUUAUGUCGGGGUUUUGUGCUGACGAUUACAAUUUUCAGAUUUUUUUUUUUUAAUUAGCAUUUUUUGAGCUUUUUAACAAAUUAUAGCUACAUUUAACAUUGUGGAAUGUCUACAAAGAAUUGUUAACUCAACAGCCAGUCUUCUGUGCAUAAAGACAAAAAACACCAUGUUACCGAGACACCGCAAAAAGCGUAAAGUCCUCCUUCCUGAAUAUGAGCGCCGACACUGGAGACUCCUUCCGUAAAGCUUACAUUAAUGUAACUUCAUCAUGUCGGCGAUGACACACUGUUCUUUGUUGAACAGCAAGACGUUUUCGUAAUUCGUUCGCCCUAGAUUACGUAGUGCGUCCGCCUGUGAUUGAGUUGUUACUUUGGAAACAAUAAUUAUUAGAAUGAAUUCAUUAUAAACCUGCGAUUUGAAUUAUUCUUGAAAAUGAGCCACCUUCAGAUGAAUAUUAACCAUAAAUAUUGCUUCUGGCUUAUAAAGCCUGUAAAUAAUGUUAGUUAUGUAAACCCUUGAAGUCAAGUGUUACCAAACAGUGUUUCAGUUUGCUCCUCUCAAGUUUGCUCCUAGCUUCAGGCUCAGUAUGACUCAUCUCCAGCAUGCUGUUGUCUGUUCAUGAAUGCCAGAAAUGUGCAUGCUCUUUUCUGUUCUUAUUCUCAUCCUCAGAACUAAUCUGUACAUAUUGAUUUUGUAACAGCUAUCGACAACAUACUACACUUUAACACAUUUCAGAUGCAGCUCUGUGAUUUGUUAUAUUUUUCUUCAUACCCAGAAUGAUCCUGCGUUCUCUCAUUGGUUGUAAUGAUCUGUGUGGGAAUGACCUGAGCUGCUGCUUCAAUGCAUUUUUGCCACUUUUAUAAUAACUUAUAAAUGUAAAAAUCUGUUCUCCUGAUCCCCAUACAUGACAACUAAGUUUCCUCUCAAGGACGGCCUGGAACAACACCAGGAAGUCUGAAAUUGAAAUCUGUCCGUUAUUGAACGUUUACAGCCUUAUAUUCAUUACGGCAGCAACUCAAAACUGUUUCUUUUUGUAUACAUUUUUAAAACUACCCUCUUUCACCAGAACUAAUCAACGUAUUGACUUCUAUAUCAGUAAUGGAAUUAGGACGACAAGGUUGCGUGCGAACUAUUUACCCAUCGGACGUGAAAUAUGUUUAGAAAUUUUGCAAUACUGCUUUUUAUAGUUGUAGAAAAAAAACCUUAGAAGUGUGUAUGCGCAUGUUGUUUGAGAAGUGUCAUGUUGUGUUUCACUUGGCUUAGUUUUGAUGUUAACGCCUGUGUUUGUGUGUGUGUGUGUGUAUGUGAGUGUGUAUGUGUGUGUCUCAUCAGACAAAAAAAAUGUUAACAAGUCACAUUCAGGAGCAAUGCAUGAAUGUGGUUUCAUUGUUCUUUGCAACUGUGGAAAAAAAAUUAUAAAAAAAAACAACACAACCACAUGUAACACGUUAAGAAGAAUAGUUUUACCAGAACACUAAUCAUCAUAGACGUUUUUACAGUUGUUAUUGCAUAUUAUUUUCAUUUUGUUGGUGUGGAGAUAGGCCUAAGCUGUGAAACCUUAUAUGAUGGCAUCCUCUUUUUUUUCUUUUUUUAAAUCGACCCACCUAAGAGCCUCUGACCUCGAACCUGUGGACAGCAUGAGAUAUGUGACAUGCCACGGACUUAUUGAGGGCUGUCAUGAAUCUGAGACUUAUUUCUGCCACAUAUGUAUAAGAACAUUUCAUCCAGGACAAAUCCUCAUGUCUGGACAAGAGGUAAAGUCCUUCGUAGAUUCACAGGAACGAGAAGAGAAACUCAUGUGGCACACAUCAUCUGCAGUAAAAUCCCUGUUCCUGCACAUUUGGACUGUCAUGCAGUAAGAAGGCUCUUAGUCAAGGAAGAUAGUCAGGGUGCCAAAAGCAAAUAAGUAAUUGUGGCCCAGGUGAUGUGAUAUCUGGGUGACAGUCUACUGUAUUCUGUAUUUUUAUAUGAAUAUAUGCAUAUAAUGAAAAUAUAUGUAUGAGAUGUGAAUAAAGUUCAUUUAUCCAACAUUG
Ictalurus punctatus (channel catfish) is the source of this 6071-nucleotide messenger RNA. It is a transcript of the gene kitlga, whose product is annotated as kit ligand a. The transcript is spliced from 10 exons. Gene Ontology annotation, biological process: cell adhesion; positive regulation of cell population proliferation. Bases 428 to 1249 code for a protein of 273 amino acids. Gene Ontology annotation, cellular component: plasma membrane. NCBI's taxonomy places the organism in Eukaryota, Metazoa, Chordata, Actinopteri, Siluriformes, Ictaluridae. Gene Ontology annotation, molecular function: stem cell factor receptor binding; cytokine activity. The record is from RefSeq and is a predicted model, not a curated record.